Messenger RNA from Vombatus ursinus (common wombat), 2985 nucleotides. Its product is annotated as gastrula zinc finger protein XlCGF26.1-like. The transcript is spliced from 5 exons. The coding region runs from base 324 to 2378 and encodes 684 amino acids. The record is from RefSeq and is a predicted model, not a curated record. Gene Ontology annotation, molecular function: DNA-binding transcription factor activity; RNA polymerase II cis-regulatory region sequence-specific DNA binding. NCBI's taxonomy places the organism in Eukaryota, Metazoa, Chordata, Mammalia, Diprotodontia, Vombatidae. Gene Ontology annotation, biological process: regulation of transcription by RNA polymerase II.
GCCUUGUUUUACAAGCCCUGAUUUCAUUGGGAAGGAUGCUAGUUGAUCCCCAGCCUGUAGUACCAGAGAUACACAUGAGCCCCAGAGGGAAGGACCCCAGUUGAAGUGAUCGUGCUUUUGAGUUCCCAGGUCCCGGCUUUACUAGAAGGUGAAGGUGGUAGACGAUGUCUCCCAGGAAAAUGUCUCCAGCCCGGGAGAAGGUUCCUGUCCUGAGACCUUUAAUCAGAGUUCCAGGACAGCGCUUGAGGUGAAGGGGCAGCCCCUGAACUGCUUGCUGGUGGCAGAACAAGUGGCGGUCAUCCUGUCUGGCCAGAGAGGAUUGGAUGGGUGACGCCGUGGUCUUGGACUCAAUGCUUGGGGAGAGAGCUGGAGGCCCUGCCCUUCACCAAAACAGCGGCAUGGAGGACGAGGAGGGAGUGACUUUUGGGUUCCUCACAGCCAGGUUUCAGGAAUCCGUGAUGUUUGAGGACGUGGCCGUGGACUUCACCCGGGAGGAGUGGAGCCACCUGGAUCCUGCCCAGAGGGCCCUGUACAGGGAGGUGAUGUUGGAGAACUAUGAGAACCUGGUCUCCUUGGGGCUUCCUGUUUCCAAACUGGAUGUGAUCUCCCUGUUGGAGAGAGGAGAAGCCCCAUGGAGGCCUGAGGGAGGAGGACCAAGAUGCUCCUGUCCAGAUCCCUUUAUUGAGGAGAGCAGGGUUACAAGCAAAGGCUCCCUUCUGAUACAGGCUGUUUGCAUGGAAGAAUCAUCCAAGAAAAUAUUGCCAAAGGAUCCCAUCCGGCGUUCAAAGAUUCAAGAAACUGGAGAAGAUGAUAUUAAUUUAGAGAAACCGAAGGGUAGCCAAGAGAGACAGUCCAGACAAGUGGCAAUCCCUCCUAGAACAACUUUUAAUAAAGGGAGUGUGCCUCAGGGAAAUACACUAGGGAGAAGUUUUAGUCUGGGGUCAGUCUUGGGUGCAUUGUGGAAGGGAGGUGUGGAGAAACGUUUCCACAAAUAUAAGACACUUGGAAAGAGCUUCAGGGAUUUUUCAGAACUGAAUGUGUGUAAUAGAUCCUCCUUAGAGAAAAACUUGGGUAAGUGUAGCUUGUGCAGAAAGCCCUUCAGUUACCGCUCAGACUUAAUUAAAUUUCAUAGAAUUCAUACUAGAGAAAGGCUACAUGAACACAACGAAUGUGGAAAAGCCUUCGGCAGAAGACAAAAUAUCACUGGACAUCAGAGAAGUGACGCUGGAGAAAAGCAUUGCGAGUAUAAUCAAUAUGGAAAAGGCUUUAGUCACAAGGAACUCUUGACUAAACAUAAGAGAUUUCAUACUGGAGUGAAACCCUUUGAAUGUAGUGAAUGUGGAAAGUCCUUCAGGGAAAGUAAAGUACUCAAAAGCCAUCAGAGAAUUCAUACUGGAGAGAAACCUUUUGAAUGUAAUGAGUGUGGGAAAGGCUUUAGCCAGAGGGCCAACCUUGUUAGGCAUCAGAGAACUCAUACUGGAGUGAAACCCUUUGGAUGUAAUGAAUGUGGGAAGGCCUUUAGCCAGAGGGGACAGCUCAUUUAUCAUCAGAGAAUUCAUACUGGAGAAAAACCCUUUGAGUGUAGUGAGUGUGGGAAAUGCUUCAGCCGGAGGGCAAUCCUUGUUACUCAUCAGAGAACUCAUACUGGAGAGAAACCCUUUGCAUGUAAUGAAUGUGGGAAAGCCUUCAGUGAAAGUAAAGUACUCAAAAGCCAUCAGAGAAUUCACACUGGAGAAAAACCCUUUGAAUGUAAUGAGUGUGGGAAAGCCUUUAGCCAGAGGGGGCUGCUUAUUUAUCACCAGAGAAUCCAUACUGGAGUGAAACCCUUUGAAUGUAAUGAAUGUGGAAAAGCCUUCAUUGAGAGUCAAGUAUUGAAAAGCCAUCAGAGAAUCCAUACUGGAGAGAAACCUUUUGAAUGCAAUGAAUGUGGUAAAGGCUUCAGCCAGAGGGGGCAUCUUAUUAGACAUCAGAGAACUCAUACUGGAGUGAAACCCUUUGAAUGUAAUGAAUGCCAGAAAGCUUUCAGUCAGAGAGGAAACCUCAUUUAUCAUCAGAGAAUUCAUACUGGAGAGAAGCCUUUUGAAUGUAGUGAAUGUGGGAAAGGCUUCAGACAGAGGGCAGUCCUUAUCACCCAUCAGAGAACUCACACAGGAGUGAAACCCUUUGAAUGUAAUGAAUGUGGGAAAGGCUUCAGCCAGAGAGGACACCUCAUUAGACAUCAGAGAACCCAUACUGGAGUGAAACCCUUUAAAUGUAAUGAAUGUGGCAAAGGCUUUAGCCAGAGUGGACACCUUAUUAAACAUCAGAAAAUCCAUACUGGAUCAAAACAUUUUGAAUGUAAUAAAUUCCUUCAUCAAGAACAGGCUAUCGCAAAGUAGCUGCCCAUUGAUUGGGGAAUGGCUAAAUACAUUGUGUUAUAUAGAUAAUGAAAUACUGCUGUGAUAUAAGAAAUGGCAAAGAAUUCAAAGGAACAUGAGACAACAUGAAUUGUUGCAGAAUAAAGUAAGGAGAACCAGAAAUACAGUAUAGACAAUGAGUACAACAAUAUAAACAGAACAAGAAAAUUAAAUGCAGUGUAAUUUUAAUGACCCAGCUUGACCCCAGGGAAUGGGAAAUGCACUUGUCUCCCUUUUUUUUUUUUUUUGCAGAAAUGGGAAGAUUGGGGAUAGAUAACCUUGUGUUUACUGUCAGAUUUGCUGGAUUGUGUUGGUUGGUUUUGCUUUCUAUCCUUCCCAUCUUCAUUAUUACAAGAGAUGGCUCCCUGGGUAGAAAGGGGUGAAGGUCAUAUGAAAACAUAUCAAAAUUAUUUUUAAAAAAUUAUUUUAAAAGAACAUGUUACGCUAGACUAAACUCAUUUCCUUUGUUGAUCGAUGAGGUUACUAAACUAGUCUAUAUCUUGUUGUUUACAUGCUGUUUCCACCCCCCCCCUUAGCCUGUGAGCUUCUCGAGGGCAGGGACCGUACUUUUUUUUAAACUUUCUUUGUA